This is a messenger RNA of Larimichthys crocea (large yellow croaker), 2107 nucleotides long. RefSeq names its product methyltransferase like 25B (gene mettl25b). The annotation marks the transcript as partial. Gene Ontology annotation, biological process: rRNA modification. Gene Ontology annotation, molecular function: rRNA (adenine-N6,N6-)-dimethyltransferase activity. The transcript has 7 exons. Lineage: Eukaryota; Metazoa; Chordata; Actinopteri; Sciaenidae. The record is from RefSeq and is a predicted model, not a curated record.
AUAAAGGAGUUCUUCACUGAAGAUCUCUGGCACACAUUACCCAACAGCUGGCAGCCUGUGCUGCAGGACCUGUCCUAUCCACAGGUUGCAGACCUGUUACUGGAUGUUAAACAUGAAGACAGGAGAUAUCCUUCCGUGUGGCCGCUGUCACUGUUGGCUUUCCGUGCCACGGCUCACGCUCUGGCCUUUCCCAGAGAGUGCAGGCGGGAUCGAGGCAGGACGGCCGGCUCCGUGAAGCCUGAAGAGUUCCUGGAGAACCAGAGUCAGAGCUCACUGCUGGGACACAUAUUCAGGAAACACGUCAAACCCAAGAAACAGCACGAGAUCCGCAGGCUGGGCUUGCUGGUAAAACAACUUUGUGAGCAGACUGACUGCAGCAGAGUGGUGGAUGUCGGCUCCGGACAGGGUCAUCUGACUCGCUUCCUGUCCUUUGGGCUCGGACUCUCCGUGACCGCGAUUGAAGCUGAUCACAACCUGGUUGCCAUGGCAUCCAGGUUUGACGGACAGUUGCUGUGGGCUUUAGAGAAGGAGAAGCAGAAAAAGAGCGGCUCCUCUCUGGUCCCAGUGUCACAGUCCUCUCCCAGGCAUGUGGCCGGUUGGGUAAACCCCAAGGCAUCAUGGGAGGCCUUCAUCACGCAGCUGAAGACUGCAGAUUGUGUCAACGAAGGUCCUCCAACUCCAUCCGGACCCAGCAAGAAGAAACUGCGAGGCUCAAAGCGUCAGAGAUGUUCUCAUGUGGUCCAGACGUCGUCAUCACCUCGUGGCUCCACAGACUCCGAUCGCUCGCAGGACUUCGAUUUGACAUCGCGACACCAGUUCGAGUCUGAAAGCCGCUGCUCCUGUGUCCAGCCUGUCUGUCAGGAGGACGUCCGUCCUGAAGAAAACAGCCAGCGAGACUAUUCAGACUUUGUCCUGACCGGUCUCCACGCCUGCGGUGACCUCAGCGCCACCCUCCUCCGCCACUUCGUCAACUGCCCACACGUGCGCGGCAUCACAUCUGUGGCGUGUUGCUACAUGAAAAUCACGACCAAAGAAAAUCCCGCCCCUCCAGGACUGGUGGAGUGUCCCACCCCGCCGACGCCAGGCCAGGAAACGCUCCCCUCAGAGUUCGGCUACCCCAUGAGCUCCUGGGUGCGGGGUUUGCCGGGACAUCAGCUGUCCUAUAAGGCGCGCGAGGGGGCGUGUCACGCUGUCGAGGACUACGUACGGAGGCUUCGGGAGGAAAGCCAGCUGCUGAGGACGCACUGUUACCGAGCGAUGCUGGAGACCUUCGUCAGGGAUACAAGACCGGAUCUGCGCAGGGCGGGAAUCCAGACCAUAAAGAAAGCACACUUAUUACCAUUCACAGAGUACGCCCGACUGGGUCUGGCUCGGGUCGGCCUGCCUCCCGAGUUGCCUCUGGACCCGGACCGCGUGGAGGCCAUGUUGAAGCAGCAGGGCAGGGUGGUGGUGUACUUCAGCCUGGCCCUGCUGCUGGCUCCUGUGGUGGAGACACUGGUGCUUCUGGACAGGAUGAUCUACCUGCAGGAGAACGGUGUGGACAGUCAGCUGGUUCCUCUCUUCGACCCAAACUUUUCUCCAAGAAACUUCGUGCUGGUGGCUCUGAAGGCUCGUGGAUAGGGAACCUAGACUUUCUGUGAAUGACUCAAGAUUAUGAAAGUCUAGUUCUCUUUUAAACGACACAAGGAACUCUAAGUCUUAAGAUUAUGUCGAUUUUAGCCUGUGUUUUUAAAAAAAUAAUGAACUUUUUUUUUUUACUGAACAUCUAGAAGGAGCACACGUCCCUCCUGCAGAGGAAGCCUGCAGAUUUUCAGCUCCACUCUUGCACAGAAUCAUGGUAGAAAUCUGAAACUCUGGCAUUUUGCUGUACCAACACGAACACUCAGUAUAUGAGACUUUUAUGUCAGAUUUUAUUGACAUCGUGCACUGCUGCAUCACUAAAUGUCUUCAUGACGUGUGUGUCUUUUGUUUUCAUGCCGUGGUUUGGUUUCUGUGCACACAAACACAACAUGUUUCUGGCUUUGCAUGUUUGUUUUUUUAUUUAUUUAACUGUAAAGCACCAAAGGUCAAUUUGUACCGUACCUGUAGCUCAAAGCAAUAAACGGAG